AAGGCAACCACGGACCGGAACGCGAGGACUCUACGAGACCUCGUUAGACAGGAAGGGAACAAGAACUGUGCGGAUUGCAAAAAGAACGAUGCGAGAUGGGCUUCAUGGAACCUCGGAGUAUACCUCUGUAUCCGUUGUUCCGGUAUCCACCGAUCCAUGGGUACUCAUAUCAGUAAAGUAAAGUCUAUCGACCUAGACAUUUGGCAGCCGGAACAGAUGGACUCGAUGAAGAAAUGGGGCAACAAGCGGGCGAAUCUAUACUGGGAAGCGCAUCUGAAGCCGGGUCAUCAUCCUCCUGACCACAAGAUAGAAUCGUUCAUCCGAUCAAAGUAUGAAUCCCGUAAAUGGGUGUUAUCCGAUCAUCCACCCCGAGAUCCAUCGGUACUCGAAGAAGGC
Molecule: messenger RNA, 396 nt
Organism: Filobasidium floriforme
Lineage: Eukaryota; Fungi; Basidiomycota; Tremellomycetes; Filobasidiales; Filobasidiaceae
Product: Arf GTPase activating protein
Exons: 5
Biological process (GO): endocytosis; endoplasmic reticulum to Golgi vesicle-mediated transport; intra-Golgi vesicle-mediated transport
Cellular component (GO): Golgi apparatus
Molecular function (GO): GTPase activator activity
Source: RefSeq, a predicted model, not a curated record